CAGGAAGCUUAUCUGGGUCAACUACGCACCAUGGGCAGCUGGUUUGUGUACCUUUUCUGUGCACUGAUGUGUGCCACUGGACUCAUGUACAGCUACGGCCAUGUCCAAACAGAGGAGUACAAAACAAAAAAUCUACCUUAUUAUUCCACAGGGGAGGACAGCAAUGAGAAGCAACUGAUCAACGAUUUGCAUGAAGUUUUGGAGAGGCUUCAAAACAAUCAAAUUCCAACUCUGAGGAAAAAGCAUGGCUUUCUGCCUCUGUGCGAUCCAGGGGACCAGUGUGCUCUGAGGAAAGGCUCCAGGAUUGGGAAACUUUGUGACUGCUCCCUGCCAAGAACGUGCAACUCUUUUCUACAUCGUUGUUUGUGA
This is a messenger RNA of Cheilinus undulatus (humphead wrasse), 369 nucleotides long. Its product is annotated as cocaine- and amphetamine-regulated transcript protein-like. The record is from RefSeq and is a predicted model, not a curated record. The transcript has 3 exons. Gene Ontology annotation, biological process: negative regulation of appetite; positive regulation of MAPK cascade; adult feeding behavior. Gene Ontology annotation, molecular function: neuropeptide hormone activity. NCBI's taxonomy places the organism in Eukaryota, Metazoa, Chordata, Actinopteri, Labriformes, Labridae. The coding region runs from base 31 to 369 and encodes 112 amino acids.